Messenger RNA from Metarhizium brunneum ARSEF 3297, 1275 nucleotides. The record is from RefSeq and is a predicted model, not a curated record. Lineage: Eukaryota; Fungi; Ascomycota; Sordariomycetes; Hypocreales; Clavicipitaceae.
AUGUCGAAUCUCAGCGUCCAUCGCACACGCAUUGCCAUCAUUGGCGGCGGUCUUGCCGGGACAGUCCUGGCCAACGCUCUCCUGCCAAGGGCCCAUCUUGACGUGCACAUAUUCGAAGCAGACGCGUGCUUUUCAGAGCGCGGUGCUGCCAUUGGCCUGUCUAGUACCGCACAGUCUGCGCUGAAGCAUGUAAUUCCCUCGGCUGAUGAGCUCUUGGCCAAGGCUGGGGCUGUCCCCAUGAAUUCUACCCGGACCAUGAUUAGAAAGGGCUCGGGCGUGGCAGCAGCGUCGUUGGUCCUGGACUUCGCGCGCACAAGUCAGGGCAAGGUUGUUCAUCGAGGGUCCCUGCUCCGCGAGCUUCUGUCCGGCUUACCCUCCAGCAUGUUACACACGGGCAAGAAACUGAUGGACAUGAAUUCGAGUGAUGAUGGGAUCGAACUGACCUUUGAAGAUGGAUACAUGGCCAGAUUCGAUGCAGUCGUCGGUGCGGACGGUAUAUUCAGCAGGGUUCGCGAACAUGUCACUCGGGACCCUGGUGGCGUGUACGCUGCGUCGCCAGCAGGAUUCUGGGACUGCAGAAAUCUAGUCACAGUUGAAAAGGCCAGGGCCAUGCUCGGACAAGACUUGUUUCGCGUUCAUCGUCAGUAUGGGUGGAUUGGCAACGGGGCGUUCAUCAUGCACGACGUCCUGGAUCACGGACACAAGAUUCAGUGUGUAAUUUCGGGCGUGGAAGCAAAACAGGCCAAGCAUAGAGCUACUCCUUUAUCGAGGCAUGACUUGAACUUGGUGCUAAAAGAUUGGCUCGAUGGCCCCAUUGCCAAGGGCAUGAUCGAGCUCGUACUUGACCAGGACAACCCGCAACGCUUCUCGCAGUGGGAGCACAAGUCAACACCGACAUAUAGCAACGGCAGGACGUGCAUCAUGGGCGACGCAGCUCACGCGACGACUCCUUGGCAGGGCUAUGGACUCGGCCUGGCCAUUGAAGAUGCCGUCAUUCUCAGCACUCUGCUGGCCGAGUCAUCUUGUCGAGGUAUCAACGCUGCCUUGCAGGCAUAUGAUGCCGUACGGAGGCCCAGAUGCCAGAUGCUCAUCGACUCGAGCAGGGGCACUGGACGAAUUCUCUGCGGACAGGAUGGCUACGCAGGCCUGGACCCUGGGAGAUUGAAGCAGGUGCUCGCUCCGCGGUGGGAUUUCAUACACGGCCUAGAUAUCGAAGCUCACAAACAAGACGCGUUGGGUGCGCUGAAAGAAUUACAAGCAUCGACGAUGGAAUGA